AGAAGAGCAGACAAGAAUGAUGAUGGAAAACUGUCCUUCGAUGAAUUCAAAGCUUACUUUGCUGAUGGAGUUCUGAGUGCAGAAGAACUGCAUGAACUUUUUCACACCAUUGAUACACACAAUACUGACAAUCUUGACACAGAAGAGCUCUGUGAAUAUUUUUCCCAGCACUUAGGAGGGUAUGAAAAUGUGUUAUCUGUCUUGGAAGACUUAAACAUAACCAUACUGAAGGCAAUGGACAAAACAAAAAAAGACUAUCAGGAAGCUUCUAAUUUGGAGCAGUUUGUGACUCGCUUUCUUUUGAAGGAAACGCUGAACCAGCUUCAGUCCCUCCAGAGCUCCCUGGAGUGUGCCAUGGAAACCACGGAGGAGCAGACUCGGCAGGAGAGACAAGAUCCAACAAAACCAGAAGUGCUCUCAAUUCAAUGGCCAGGAAAACGCUCAGCUCGAAGGCUUCAAAGGAACAACAGCCUGUUGCCAAAUAGCCCUCAUUUUAGCACAGGUUGGAUUGAGGAUGACAACCAGUGGAACACCCAGAUAAACAGACUCCAAAAGCUGAUUGACAGGCUGGAAAAAAAGGACCUAAAGCUUGAGCCAUUUGAAGAGGAAGUUUUGGAAGAAAAUGCAAAAUCUCAUAUAAUGAUUGUUCAACGUCAAAUGUCUGUGAUAGAAGAAGAAAUCAAGGAAUUCCGGCUUGCUCUGAGGCAGUACGUGGAAUCUGCUUCUACUCAGGGUGGCUGCUUGCAUGUUUCCAUACAGAAGCUUCCAAGUGAUUCCCGCUUCAUUGUUUAUGAGUUCUGGGAGAACAGCAAUGCCUGGAACAGCCAUCUUCAAAUGAAUUACAGCAAGACGUUCCAAAGAAGUAACGUAGACUUCUUGGAAACUCCAGAGCUCAUCACAACAAUGCUAGUCCCUGCAUCGUGGUGGGUCCUCAAUAACAACUAGAAGCUGUGGUUCCAAGUAAUGUUGAUGUUGCAUUGUUUUUCAUUACAAUAGCAUUCAUAUAGCAGUGUACAGGUGUGCUGGGCUAUGAAUUUAUGAUGUGAUACUGUUUGUUAUUAUGGAUGUGAACUUUUCCAUUUUAAGAUAUGGAAAACUGCACAUUUAUUACCUUCUCUUCUUGUGACUAGUUCAGUGAAAUCAUGCAUUCUAAAAGCUGAAAUAAGACAAUUAUGCUAAACUGUUUAUUGUGUAGAUUCAGUCCAAACUGUCACAGAAAAGUGCAUCUUGACUGGUAUGACUAAAUAUUUGUGAA
Molecule: messenger RNA, 1255 nt
Organism: Nipponia nippon (crested ibis)
Lineage: Eukaryota; Metazoa; Chordata; Aves; Pelecaniformes; Threskiornithidae
Source: RefSeq, a predicted model, not a curated record